This is a messenger RNA of Lathyrus sativus (Indian pea), 402 nucleotides long. The record is from the annotation of a GenBank genome assembly. NCBI's taxonomy places the organism in Eukaryota, Viridiplantae, Streptophyta, Magnoliopsida, Fabales, Fabaceae.
AUGAAAGUAUUAAACCUUGUCAUAAUUUCAAGCCUGUUGCUCAUACAAAUGACGACCCUAAUUCUUGCCGAUGUUGGUACUGCGGUUUCUUAUGGACCUCCAUAUAUACCUACUUCUUGUGAUGGAAGUAGGAGGGACCAGUUUCCUCCAGGAAAUAUAUUUGUGGCAGUGAAUGAAGGGUUAUGGGAUAAUGGUGCAGCAUGUGGAAGAAGGUACAGAGUGAGAUGUGUGAGUGGAAUGAAUAAGCCAUGCAAAGGUGGUAGUAUUGAUGUUAAAGUUGUUGAUUCUAUUACUUCUUGUACAAAGUCUUCAUGCCCCCACACUUUUCAUAUGUCAACUGAGGCUUUUGCAGCUAUCUCACGUUUCCCUAAUGCAAAUAUUAAUAUUGAAUAUAUUCAGUAA